Molecule: messenger RNA, 959 nt
Organism: Balaenoptera acutorostrata (minke whale)
Lineage: Eukaryota; Metazoa; Chordata; Mammalia; Artiodactyla; Balaenopteridae
Gene: TIMM17A
Product: translocase of inner mitochondrial membrane 17A
Exons: 6
Coding region: 47-562 (171 amino acids)
Biological process (GO): protein import into mitochondrial matrix
Cellular component (GO): mitochondrial inner membrane; TIM23 mitochondrial import inner membrane translocase complex
Molecular function (GO): transmembrane protein transporter activity
Source: RefSeq, a predicted model, not a curated record
CAGGCCCCGCCCCGCUCGCCCGGCAUCGCGGAGCGGCGGAGUCAAGAUGGAGGAGUACGCGCGCGAGCCUUGCCCCUGGCGCAUUGUGGACGACUGUGGUGGGGCCUUUACGAUGGGAACCAUAGGUGGUGGGAUCUUUCAAGCAAUCAAAGGUUUUCGCAAUUCUCCGGUGGGAGUAAACCACAGACUGCGAGGGAGUCUGACAGCCGUUAGAACCAGGGCCCCACAGUUGGGAGGUAGCUUUGCAGUUUGGGGAGGUCUGUUUUCCAUGAUUGACUGCAGUAUGGUUCAAGUCAGAGGGAAAGAAGAUCCCUGGAACUCCAUCACGAGUGGUGCCUUAACAGGAGCCAUCCUGGCAGCAAGAAACGGACCAGUGGCCAUGGUUGGGUCAGCCGCGAUGGGUGGCAUUCUGCUAGCUCUCAUUGAAGGAGCUGGUAUCUUGUUGACAAGAUUUGCCUCUGCCCAGUUUCCCAACGGUCCUCCGUUUGCUGAAGACCCCUCCCAGUUGCCUUCGGCCCAGUUACCAUCCUCACCUUUCGGGGACUAUCAACAAUACCAGUAGGACCUCUCUCCCAGGACUUCUGUAACAGAAUGAGCUGCGGUUCAAGGAAGGAUUUCAGAAGGUCAAAUUCAGUCUGUUUUUAAAACUGUAGGUGGGACAACUAUGGCCAAAUAGGCUGUGAAGAGACAUUUAGCACAUUUUUCUAUUUAAAGGAACGUGGGGGGCGGGGGAGGGUCUUAAAAGAUAAUACAUUUAUUUAUUCACACUUGGAUUGCGUUUGUGAUCAAAAUAAAUGUCUGAAAUCUUUAGAAGGAAAAACAGUAAGUGCUUGGAAGAUGAAGGACCAGUGGCAAACAGCAAUGAAGCAUGACCAUCAUUUCCUCGGGGACCUCUCUGCCUGGUUUUGUUCUGUUAAACAAUAAAAAACGCCAGGAGAUUGCUCUUUCUAUUAAGAUAA